AAAAAAAAAAAGGAAUAUUAACUCCAGCUUGUUCCUUUCAAAGAAAAAUCUGACCCUUUUUGUUCCUCUUCACCUUUCUCUCUCCUUAAUGGUUUUAACAGAGCAGCACAGCAGCAAUUCCAUUUCCAUCAAACUGAAAAGAAGAAACUACAAAAACUCAGAGAGAGGAAGUAGACGAAGCUAGAGAAACAAAAAUCGACCAAAUUAAAUUUGGGAUGUGCAUAACAGAAAUAGCAAAGAAAAUAUGACAUGGUGCAGUCAAUCCAAUGGUGAAACAGUCCUCCCUAUUAUAUCAUCAGAGGAAAAUAAUGUUAUGAUCACCUCAAAAAGAUUCAUAACUUGCCCUUCAUGUGGACAUAGCAUAGAGCUUGAACAUCAGAGGGGAAUACUACAUGAUUUGCCUGGUCUACCAGCUGGAGUGAAGUUUGAUCCAUCAGACCAAGAGAUUCUUGAGCAUUUAGAAGCAAAGGCCCUAUCAGACACACAUAAAAUUCAUCCACUUAUUGAUGAUUUCAUUUUGACCAUUGAUGGCCAAAAUGGUAUUUGCUAUACUCAUCCACAGAAAUUACCAGGAGUGAGCAAGGAUGGUCAAGUGCGUCACUUCUUUCACAGGCCAUCAAAGGCAUACACAACGGGGACUAGAAAACGUCGAAAGGUCGACACUGAAAUUGAUGGUGGUGAAACAAGAUGGCACAAAACAGGCAAAACAAGGCCAGUUUACAUAAGUGGUGUUCUCAAAGGUUACAAGAAAAUAUUGGUACUCUACACAAAUUAUGGUAGGCAAAGAAAGCCUGAGAAGACAAAUUGGGUAAUGCACCAAUAUCACUUAGGUGAAAGUGAGGAGGAAAAAGAUGGAGAAUUAGUUGUUUCAAAAGUUUUCUACCAAACACAACCUAGACAAUGUGGAUCAUUAAGCAUAAGAAAAGUACCAGUACUUGACAACAACAAGUCAAGAUCUUUAAGCAGGCAAGAUAACCCUGUCCUGAAAACAACAAACUUCGUCGAUUAUUAUAGUCUUGAUCCUUUCAUUUCAUACAAUGUUGGGAGCCAAAAUAGAGAUAGCUCACCUCAGCUAAUCCAAAAUUUGGUUGUUCAUGGUGAUAGCUCAUCCUUUAUUAUUCCUUCAGAAGCAAGGAAAGAGAAAUGAGAAAGUAGGAAGCAAAAAGGAAGUUAUUAUUAAGAUAAAAGAAAAAAUGGAAAGGACUAUUGGUGGUUGUUGUAAUGUAUAAUACUGUCGAGGUAGUAGUCUAAUAAGUUAAAGAUUGAACCAACUAAUGAGGAUGGAGGAAUAAAAUGUUUACUUUUAACUCAUGAGAAAUCUACUUUCUUUCUUACUAAUGCAUAGUCAGUCUUGUUUAGGACUUCUUUUUGUUUUGUUUUUAAGGGUAGACGUGUUCAUUAUUAUUCAUCUUUUUCCUCAUGAUUUAUGUAUUUAAGAUGUAAAGGUGAACAACUACGUCUUCUGCUUAAUAUAAUUAAAUUUUUCUUUAUA
Lycium barbarum (goji berry) is the source of this 1492-nucleotide messenger RNA. Its product is annotated as NAC domain-containing protein 73-like. The transcript is spliced from 4 exons. Gene Ontology annotation, cellular component: nucleus. The record is from RefSeq and is a predicted model, not a curated record. The coding region runs from base 245 to 1147 and encodes 300 amino acids. Gene Ontology annotation, molecular function: DNA-binding transcription factor activity; transcription cis-regulatory region binding. Gene Ontology annotation, biological process: regulation of DNA-templated transcription. NCBI's taxonomy places the organism in Eukaryota, Viridiplantae, Streptophyta, Magnoliopsida, Solanales, Solanaceae.